Phragmites australis (common reed) is the source of this 1981-nucleotide messenger RNA. Its product is annotated as probable protein phosphatase 2C 73. NCBI's taxonomy places the organism in Eukaryota, Viridiplantae, Streptophyta, Magnoliopsida, Poales, Poaceae. Gene Ontology annotation, biological process: protein dephosphorylation. Gene Ontology annotation, molecular function: protein serine/threonine phosphatase activity. The record is from RefSeq and is a predicted model, not a curated record. Bases 532 to 1845 code for a protein of 437 amino acids. The transcript has 5 exons.
AACUAUACUUACUGGAUAUCUCUGCCUAGCCCAGUGGGAGUCUUGACUGCCAAUUUCUAGAGAAAAAACGAAGUCAUAGUCCAGUUAGUAAAUGCACGCAUUCCAUGGCUGCACCCAACCAUCGGUCCCUUUCUUCAACCUUUACUACUAGCGCUCGCUGUUUGUCCUCUCCUCUCCUCUCCUCUCCUCUGCAUGUGAGUACAGUUGCAUCACUCUGCCCUCGCCGUUGAGCUCAGGGUAAUGCAGAUCUGUCAGCGUCCGUCCAUUGCUGAGCUCACAAGAAACCCAUCUAUUGCAUUGCAAGUUGCAGCGUCUCCUGAUCCUGAUGAACAAGGCAGUAGGUACCAUUGUAUGCUCCGUCCGUCCUGGACCUUGCUAGAGCCACCAUGACGGUCGUCAUACACCCGUCCGCAUUAAUGGCGGCCGUCGGGUGGGUACCCUACCUCACCACCACGGCACCACCCGCAUCACUCACUCUGGAGUCUGGACUGGAGGUGAAUGAUAAAUUGAACAACACAACGAAACUCCUAGAUGCCCAUUCCUUGCAGCUGCGGGAGCUUUCUCUCUCUCGGAGCAAUGGGGAUCUGCUGCAGCAAGGCAGCGGCAGGGGAGCUCGACGAUGAGGGCGGCUUCCCAUGGAUGCACGAUGACUUCUUCCUCCACCACCUCUGGAACGACGCCAGGGUCUCCAUGCACACCAAGCAAGGGUGGAAGGGUGCCAACCAGGACGCCAUGACCGUCUGCCAGGACUUUGCUGGACACAAAGGCCAGAUCUUCUGCGGGGUAUUUGAUGGGCACGGCCCCCUCGGCCGUGAAGUCGCUCGCCGUGUCCGCGACACCCUUCCGACAAAACUAUCCUCCUCUUUGAAGCUGAAAACUGAAGAAGAUCCCUCAAGCAAUACAAAUUUGGACUCCUUUGGCAAGUCAGAUAGCACUUCAUUGAGCGAUACAAGCGAUGAGAAUCAAUUGCUGUCCACAUGGAAGAACAUAUUUUUGAAGACAUUUGAGGAUGUGGAUGAAGAGCUCAGGCAACACCCUGGAAUUGACUGCAUUUGUAGUGGCGCAACUGCAGUCACUGUUGUUAGGCAGGGUGAUCACCUUCUCAUUGCCAAUUUGGGCGAUUCACGUGCUGUUCUUUGCACCCGAGACAGCAAGGACCGUCUGAUUCCAGUCCAACUCACCACUGACUUGAAGCCGGAUCUUCCAAGCGAACUCGCAAGGAUUCUGAAUUGUAAGGGACGAGUUUUCGCCAUGGACGACGAGCCGGACGUGCCUAGGCUGUGGUUGCCAGACCAGGAUGCGCCGGGCCUCGCCAUGGCAAGGGCCUUUGGGGACUUCUGCCUGAAGAACCAUGGCCUUAUUUGUACACCUGAAGUCUACUACAGGAAGUUGUCUGAAAAGGAUGAGUUCUUGGUACUUGCUACUGAUGGGAUUUGGGACGUUCUGUCCAAUAAGGAGGUGGUCAAGAUCGUGUCAUCAGCCACCGACCAUUCCAAAGCCGCCAAGCAGCUGAUUGACCGGGCGGUCCGAGCAUGGCGGCGCAAGUACCCCACGUCCAUGGUCGACGACUGCGCCGCCGUCUGCCUGUUCCUGAACCGGGAGGAGAGCCUCCUAGGGCCAGCACCAGCAGACGUGAAGCCGCCGCCUCGGGCCGUGUCGUUCACGGGGAGCUUCCGCAAGGUUCUGAGCGGCGGCGAGGCGUCGGCGGAGGAGGGGACGAUGUGGAGAGCUCUGGAGGGAGUGGCUCGGGUGAACUCGGUGAUCAGGCUGCCGCGGAUCGGCCGCGUCUUGAGCUGGCGGAGGCGGUCGGCGUCGCAGGAUGAGGACGAAGACGACCAGGAUUGAAUCCAGUCGCUUUUUCUUGGUCGGUACACGUGAAUUCGUGCAUGGGCCAAUUUAGGACUCGAUUGACACAGUUGUACGUCGCAUUCAGGAUGUUGACACAGUUUAACUUGCCACAACAGCAUGAUUGGUUGUUUCA